Trypanosoma rangeli is the source of this 1896-nucleotide messenger RNA. Its product is annotated as putative FG-GAP repeat protein. The coding region runs from base 1 to 1896 and encodes 631 amino acids. Lineage: Eukaryota; Euglenozoa; Kinetoplastea; Trypanosomatida; Trypanosomatidae. Gene Ontology annotation, cellular component: plasma membrane. The record is from RefSeq and is a predicted model, not a curated record. The transcript has a single exon.
AUGUCGUGGUUUAUUGCCGCCCGCAGUGUGGUUGCGGUUUUCGUGCCACUGCUGCUUCUUUUAGCGCAGCUGCCGGCGGUGGGAGCACAAUGGGUCAACGAUACGGCGACGUAUUUGGGCACCUCGCCUCUUGAGCUUCGCAUCACCGCGACGGCGGAUUGGGACAAUGAGAUGAAGACGGGGUUCAUUGGCACUUGGGCCAACCGCACCAACCUUGUGUGGUACUGCCAAGGCAAGGCGGAGGACCGCGGCAGUGUCCUCUACACGCUGUGCUGGACCUCGGUAGAUUUCCUGAGCCCCAUUGUAAGCACCAUCGUGGCGGACCUCAACCGCGACGGGACGCUGGACAUUCUUGUUCAGUGCGAGGAUGGUAGACUCUAUUUUGUCAAUGGCCGACACCGCGACGAGCCUCCCACGGCGAUCGCGAGUGAAGCCGUGCCAUCCUUCAACGCCUCCAUACCACAAAUGAGUUUGGUGACGGUCUUCAGCCAAUGCGGGCUGCCGGAGAUUGCCCUGGUGGACGUGACAGGGUCGCUUGUCAUUAUGCAAGCCACAACCGAGACAUCCUCAGGUGACGAAUGCAGCGGGCAGGACACCCUACCUGCCUUUAAGCCGUUUGUGUUGCUGGCAGGGAUAAAGGGCGCGAGGGAGGUUGUCCCGCUAGGCAUCAUUUCAGACGAUAUUGAUGGUGAUUGCGUCGUGGAUCUACUAUACACAGUGUAUACGCGGGAGAGUAAUACGCUACAUAUAUAUGCUUUUUUUCCUGCACGCUCCGAACAUGAGUUGCUCUUGACGUUGACCCCAGCGAAUCGCUACGGCUUCCCCACUGUAGCGGACGUCAGCGGGGAUGGGGCACCCGACCUUCUCUUUCCACUUUGCGCUCCGCAGAAUACAUCUAUUCCUUUUGGCGAGUGCACCCGCUUUGAUGGCGUGAUAGUUUUCUACAACGACUUACAUGGCUCCUCGCCAUGUGCUGGUGGCGGAUGUUGUAGCGGGCACCGCUUUGGUUUUCACGAAGGUGCAUCGAAGGAGUUUUUUCUCCACGAGAAAAAUGCAUGCAACAUUCACAUGCGUCGUGGCCUUCCCCUCACCAUGACGAGUUCAGUGGCGUCGCCACUGCUGUUGCGCAGUGGGGAUUUCAACCGAGACGGGUACGUGGAUCUAGUGGUGCCAAGCACCUACGGCCCGUUGCUGCUGACAUCCCAGCGAGACGCUCACGGCCCAUCCUUCAGUUGUGCGCCGCUGGACGAGGCGCGUGCGGGGGCUUUGGCGGACGAUGUCGCGACUUACACGAGAUCGAUUCCUUUUUUUGCCAUUAUCGCGGGGGACGGGGUCCUUGACGUUGUGCUGACCUUCCACGACACGAAUGCACUUCCCGUCGUGUUCUACGCGAAUCGGCUGUCGCGGCUGCGGGAGAAGUAUUUUCUUACGAGCAGCGCCCUCAACGGCGUCGCCGCAGUCCACGACUGGGGCGUUUACCAGCCGGGUGCUGUCCACCGCUUUGGGUGGAGCGACGCCACGAUGCGACAGCGCUGGGCCUACGCCACGCAGUUGUCCAGGACGCAGGGGCACGCGCUGCAGCUGUCGCGCCUUCUCUUUGGACUUGACCGCACCUUCUCCUACAUCCAAGACUACGCUGUGGGCAUUCUGGCCAACCGGCAGGCCGUGCGGCGCGCGUGGUCGGCGAACCUGGUGCCGAACUCGAACGUGCUUGUAUGGCUCAACCCCCUCCUUUCGCAGGAAAGCUGGCGGCUGCGGCUGUACCUUGUCUCCGCCACGUACAGGUGGCUGCUAUUUGUGGUGUUCGUCACCUCGCUUGCGCUGAUCGCCGUCCCCAUCAUCUUCCUCAAGUGGAGGGAGGUGCGGCACGAUCACCGUGAGUGGAAGCUGCGUUGA